Messenger RNA from Colletotrichum truncatum, 1407 nucleotides. RefSeq names its product wasp-interacting protein vrp1p. The record is from RefSeq and is a predicted model, not a curated record. Gene Ontology annotation, molecular function: actin binding. NCBI's taxonomy places the organism in Eukaryota, Fungi, Ascomycota, Sordariomycetes, Glomerellales, Glomerellaceae.
AUGCCUCCUCCACCUCCGCCCCCUCCGAUGCCAGUAAUGGGUGGUCCUCCGCCUCCGCCCCCUCCGCCUGGAGGACCUCCAGGAGCCGGCAGCUUGCCGGCAAGACCGCCUGGGGGAGGAGCUAACAGAGGUGCCCUUCUUUCCGAUAUCAGCAAAGGCAAAGCGCUUAAAAAGACCGUUACGAACGAUAGAUCCGCGCCCGUUGUUGGAAAGGUUUCAGGCGGCUCCGGAGGGCCACCUGUUGGAGGUGCACCGCCAGUACCCGGGCUAGGUGGUCUGCCCAAACCUCCAGGUGGACUUGCGCCUCCAGUGCCAGGAAACAGAGCUAGGAGUAACAGUGACCAGAGUGGCCGGGAUAGCAUACCAACCCCGAGUACCGGGGAUGCUGCACCGCAACUGGCUGGACUGUUCGCUGGAGGCAUGCCAAAGCUACGCAAGACUCGCGGAGCUGUUGACACUGGGGCAGCUGCCGACUCGUCAUACCUAUCGGACCCCGAGAGCAAUAGCAAUCUACGGUCGUCUUCUGCACCAAAGCCGCCGUCCUUCUCUGCACCCAAGCCGCCUUCGGGUGCUGCACCUGCCAUUCCAGGCAGACCUCCUCUCCCACCUCCAGGUGCUCCGGCACUGCCGCCCUCUGUCGCUAAUCUACGCAAGACCACGAGUGAUGUACCAAGACCAAGCUCGUCCGCGUCAAUGAAAGGGCCUCCGCCUCCAAUUGGCAAAAAGCCGCCACCACUACCUGCAUCUCGAAAGCCCUCUGCAGCACCGUCCGGCAACCCGCCUCCGCUACCCGGCGCGCCGGCCCCUGGAGCUCCUCCUCCGCCACCUCCGGCACCUCCCUCGGCACCUCCCUCGGCGCCACCCUCAGCACCCCCUUCAGCGCCACCCCCUCCACCUGGUGCUGCUGCACCCAGACCACCUGCGCCUUCACCUCCUUCUCGUUCUCCAGCACCACCAGCGCCGCCUCCGCCCCCUCCAUCUGCAUCAAACGGACCCCCACCGCUAGCAAUGCAAGCUGCGCUGCGAGCAGCUGGACAAGCAUCACCCAGUGCCGCACCCCCGCCCCCCCCUUCGUCGGCUCCCUCGCCUCCCGCUGCCGCCUCUUCGCCGCCGGCCGCUCCCCCCUCACGCGCUCGGUCUGGGUCUGGACUUCGGUCAUCUAUGCUUGACCCUAGCGCUUUUACUCUCGCCCCUAACGGUGCAAAGAGCCCUCCCCCAUCGCGGGCGAACACAACCGCAAGCCUACAUUCUGGAGGUGGAGGUAACGGACGCUACAUUGUCCAGGACCCGCGUUGGAGAUUUCAGGAUGAAAGCAUGCUUCCAAAGCCGAGGGAGUUCGUUGGUGGCCCCAAACGUUACAGGGCAGGAAGAGGCAGCAGCGUUCCGCUUGAUUUGAGCGCUCUGUGA